GGAGCUCCGCGGCCCCGGAGCCGCCAUGUUGCGGCUGCGCCUGGCCGCCGCCGCCUGGUGCUCCGCGCCCCGCCGGCCCCUCUCCGUGUCCCCGCAGGGGCUGGCGGCGGGCUCGGCCCUGAAGACGCCCAAGGGCACCCGCGACCACCCCCCCGCGCAGGUGGCGCUCCGCGACCGGCUCGUCGGCACCGUCGUGGCCUGCUUCAAGCGGCACGGGGCGGCCGCCAUCGACACCCCCGUGCUGGAGCUGCGGGAAACGCUGAUGGGGAAGUACGGCGACAACUCAAAGCUCAUCUAUGAGCUGCAGGAUCAAGGUGGAGAGCUGCUGGCCCUGCGCUACGACUUGACUGUGCCCUUUGCUCGCUACUUGGCAAUGAACAAAAUCACCAACAUCAAGCGCUACCACGUCGCUAAGGUGUACAGGCGGGACAACCCGGCCACGACCAGGGGCCGCUACAGGGAGUUCUACCAGUGCGAUUUUGACAUCGCUGGCCAGUUUGACCCUAUGCUUCCUGAUGCUGAGUGCCUGAAGAUAGUGCACGAGAUCCUGAGUGACCUGCAGCUUGGGGACUUUCUCAUUAAGGUCAAUGACAGACGAAUUUUGAAUGGUGUGUUGGCCGUUUGUGGCAUCCCGGAGAGCAAGUUCAUAACUACGUGCUCAACCAUAGACAAGCUGGACAAGGUGCCCUGGGAGUACGUAAAGAAUGAGAUGGUAGGAGAGAAGGGGCUCUCUCCCGAGGCUGCAGAUCGCAUUGGGGAGUACGUCCAGCUUCACGGUGGCCUGGACCUGAUCGAGCAGCUUCUCCAGGACCCGAAGCUGUCCCAGAACAAGCUGGCCAAGGAGGGCCUGGGGGACAUGAAGCUGCUGUUUGAGUACCUGACCCUGUUUGGCAUCACAGGGAAGAUCUCGUUUGACCUGAGCCUGGCGCGAGGCCUGGACUACUACACAGGGGUGAUCUUUGAGGCUGUCCUGCUGCAGCAGCAGAAUGACCACGUGGAAGAUCUGGUCAGCGUUGGGAGCGUGGCCGGAGGCGGUCGUUACGAUGGUCUGGUGGGGAUGUUUGAUCCCAAGGGACGGAAGGUGCCCUGUGUGGGGGUCAGCAUAGGGAUCGAGCGGAUCUUCUCCAUCCUAGAGCAGAGAGUGAAGGCUUCUGGGGAGAAAGUUCGAACGACUGAGACACAAGUGCUGGUGGCUACGCCUCAGAAACACUUACUCAGUGCAAGACUGAAGCUAAUCUCUGAGCUAUGGGAUGCAAGGAUCAAGGCAGAAAUGCUGUACAAGAAGGAUCCUACACUGCUGAAACAGCUGCAGUAUUGUGAGGACAUGGGGAUCCCUCUUGCUGCCAUUAUAGGAGAGCAGGAACUGUCAGAUGGAGUUGUCAAGCUGCGAGAUGUUGCAACAAGAGAGGAGGUUGAUAUCCCAAGAGAAGGGCUUGCCGAUGAGAUCCGAAGAAGGCUGGAGCCCUAGAAUCGUUCUGUCCAGCGCUGCUUGACCGAACUGCUGCACAGCUGGAAACCCCAGUGCCCGCUGCUUCCUGCCGAGGUCCGGCCACCCUCUGCCCACCUGCCAGGCUGAUGGCAGCGCUGCAGCGGGCUGUGCCCGGAGGGAGCACGCGAGUUCUCUGAAAUCACGGACGCUGCGGUGCCGUGGCUGACGGCCCCGAGGGGCAGGCCACGCGUGUGGUGGCAGCGGGGGCCCUGCCACGUCCCCACAGCGGGGAGACCCGGGGGGACCCUGCCCGAAGGCCCCGGGGACGUGCCCCGAGCACCGGCUGUGGCCGGCGGCCGGGCGAGCCGCACACGCUGGGGGCGCUG
Messenger RNA from Cygnus atratus (black swan), 1815 nucleotides. Its product is annotated as histidine--tRNA ligase, cytoplasmic-like. Gene Ontology annotation, cellular component: cytoplasm; mitochondrion. The coding region runs from base 26 to 1468 and encodes 480 amino acids. Gene Ontology annotation, biological process: histidyl-tRNA aminoacylation; mitochondrial translation. The record is from RefSeq and is a predicted model, not a curated record. NCBI's taxonomy places the organism in Eukaryota, Metazoa, Chordata, Aves, Anseriformes, Anatidae. The transcript has 12 exons. Gene Ontology annotation, molecular function: identical protein binding; histidine-tRNA ligase activity; ATP binding.